AGAAUAAAUGGUUGCUUUUGAAAUUCAUAGCAAAAAAACAUUUCCAAAAUGGAAUAAUGGUUAAUGAAAAUAAGUUAGUCAAAGGAGUUAUCCAACGUUGUUGGAUGUAUACAUAUUUUUUGAAGAAUCAACUCUAUCAGCUCGAUAGCCCAUAUUCGAAUCAAUGAUCAGUAUAUUCCGCAUCUGAGCGUGUGUAACGUAAUAGUGACGUCACGAGAUCUGGUCCAAAACAAACAAAAUGGCGGCGCGCUUGAGAUCGGUUCUUCCUCAGUUGUCACGGUUUUCAGCGGUAUCAACCAACUCAUACCACACGCAAUGCUCCGGUCAGAGAAAAUUCAAUUUGCUGCACGUGACAGCAGUCAAACACUUUUCACUGCGACAAUUGUCCGUCCAGACACAAGAUACCCCAAAUCCGAGAAGCUUAAAGUUUCUCCCUGGUAAACCUGUUCUUGGAUCCGGAACCCUGGAUUUUCCUUCUCCAAGCUCUGCAGAAUGCUCCUCUUUAGCCAGGGAUCUCUUUGAAAUCGAAGGAGUAAAGAGUGUUUUCUUUGGGCCAGACUUCAUAACUGUUACAAAGAUGGAUGAUGACGUGGAAUGGACAGACAUUAAGCGGUAUUCCUUGGAUGCAAUUGUGAAAUUCUUUGAAAGUGGCACUCCUAUUACCACAGGAGCAGUGAACAAUGAGAGCAGUUUCUCUGAAGACGAUGAUGAGGUUGUUGCCAUUAUAAAGGAGCUUCUAGACAACCGGAUUAGGCCAACAGUGCAGGAGGACGGCGGUGAUAUCAUCUAUAAGGGCUUCGAAGACGGCAUAGUCAAAGUAAAGUUGGUGGGUUCCUGCACUGGGUGCCCAAGUUCUACAGUCACUUUGAAGAACGGCAUCCAGAAUAUGAUGCAGUUCUACAUUCCAGAGGUGGUCGCCGUUGAACAGGUGGAGGAUGAAGUUGAUGAAGUCAAUGCUAAAGUGUUCUCUGAACUGGAACGCAAGUUACAAGAUUAGGCCCGCCCUUCACCCAACAUACCUGUGAACCCUAUGUUUAUGAAGGAAAAUAGCUUUCACUUUAAAACAAAGCUGGUUGCAUUGUGCUUUUUGCUAAUGUACUUUGGUGAUUGUAUAGAAUAUGGAAAUAUGUUUAUACUGUUGGCGCUGAAGUUGUAUCAGAUUUAGAACAAACGGCCACAUCCGUAUUUAUUCCUUAGUUAAAAGGUAUAUGUAAUGCUGUUCUGUAACCUAUCUGAGCACACACUGUGCUCCUCUAUACAGCACCUACUGUACAGUGAUCCACUGUACUCUGCUCACUUAUCAGACAGCUAAGGAUUCUACAUAAACACUGUAUUGACAAAAUAACCAUUGAACUGAAUUCAAAUUGCUGGUAUUAUUUGUAGUUUGGAGCUCUAUAAUGUACCAUAUUAUGAAUAAAUGUUCUUGCUGGAAUCAAAUCUAAA
This is a messenger RNA of Gadus morhua (Atlantic cod), 1443 nucleotides long. Its product is annotated as NifU family protein. Gene Ontology annotation, molecular function: iron ion binding; iron-sulfur cluster binding. The transcript is spliced from 8 exons. NCBI's taxonomy places the organism in Eukaryota, Metazoa, Chordata, Actinopteri, Gadiformes, Gadidae. Gene Ontology annotation, cellular component: mitochondrion. Bases 239 to 997 code for a protein of 252 amino acids. The record is from RefSeq and is a predicted model, not a curated record. Gene Ontology annotation, biological process: iron-sulfur cluster assembly.